AUAUUCUUCCAGGUUACAAUAUCAAUGUUGGUGGAUCAGUGUUGAUGAUACGCAUUGUUUUCGUUCUGCCGUGGAAGCUAUGUACCUUGGCUUGGUUUUUAUAGACCAAUGGCAAUAAUUAGCACAUUGUUCGGAAAGAUACCCAUCUUCAGAAUAGCCUGCACCAUGAGUCUCGUGUCGUCAUCGCUAGUUACCUCCAUGGCAGACCUUUCCACUGGAUGCUUGAAGACGAAGAUGUCCAGCGCACGAGACAAGACAUCUUGUCAAGUCUGUGCCCGGGCAGCCCGGCAAGUGCUCGACAUAGAUGUGAAUCUUGCCUGUUUUGGAGCAAACAAGUUGCCCUCCGAACGACUCUAGUUGAUGCAGC
Molecule: messenger RNA, 367 nt
Organism: Suillus fuscotomentosus
Lineage: Eukaryota; Fungi; Basidiomycota; Agaricomycetes; Boletales; Suillaceae
Exons: 3
Coding region: 109-357 (82 amino acids)
Source: RefSeq, a predicted model, not a curated record